This is a messenger RNA of Guillardia theta CCMP2712, 1706 nucleotides long. RefSeq lists its product as hypothetical. Bases 26 to 1606 code for a protein of 526 amino acids. The transcript has 5 exons. The record is from RefSeq and is a predicted model, not a curated record. NCBI's taxonomy places the organism in Eukaryota, Cryptophyceae, Pyrenomonadales, Geminigeraceae.
AGGGAAGCAGGUUGGAAGCAAGGCCAUGUCGUUCAAGAUGAGGUUUCAGAAGCAGACUGCGCACCUGCAUGAAGCAGACGAACUCAUCCACUCCCUCACUGCUAUGAGGGCGAUGAUUCCCUGCCGUGACUCCUUGAAGCAAGACCCGUCUGUCAGGUCCAUGCUCGACAUGGCUACCCUCUCGACGGCAGUCACGCGAACCAUCACGCCGAUACCAGUGGACAAGAUGGUGGUGAGGACCCUGGGGGCCCGAGACGCCUGCCAUGAGUUUGUCGUUGAGUUCAGCAAGAAGUUCCACGAGACGUUCUUGGAGGUCGAAGUCUCCUCCUUGAACAACGUCUACGAGGCCCUUGACUUCUACGUGAGGAAGGGGGAGGCAGCGAGCCCCACCAUGUUCGACAUCGGCUCAGCCAAGAAGAACUGCAUUCACAUCAGGCCGGGCCGGAGCAAGUUCGGGUACGGCAGGUACUACAUCGCCGUCGCAUCCAACGGGCAGACGACGAGGUACAGCAUCACGUGCCGGCAGUUGUACUUCCGGCCAGACCUGUUGACCCCGCAUGAGAAGGCAGCAAGGACCAUGAUCAACGCCGAGUUGAAGUCGCGCAUCCACCAGGCGGAGAGGAGGAGGGCGUACAGCAGGAACGGCUACACGGAAGCGCUCGACAGGAGGAAGUAUCUUCAGGAGACGUUCAGUGGCGGCAAGGAGACGCCAAGCAUGGAGCGAUACUCCAAGUGGAUGAGCGACGUCUGGGAGCCCUUCACUUUCCAGUCGCGCAGUGUCACAGUCAAGGAUGACAUGUUCAACCCCAUCAAGCUGCGACAGGUCCUGUCGGAGAUUCAUCGCUGUAAAACCUACAAGGAGGGAGAGCUGGAGGGAGUCUACGAAGGGAGCACGCCGGACGAAGCGUGCAAGGAGUAUCUGCAGUCGUACCUGUCCGCCUCGAUCCCUGGGAAACGAGACGUGACAAUGUUCUACUCAGAGUCAAGCCAGAGCAAGGUCAGAGGCCGCAAGUCACCCGUCGAGAAGAACAGAUACGAGCUGAUGCCGGUCGACCGGAGGAUCCUGAGGCUGCUCGCGACGGGCUCUCUUCCGAGCGGGCCUCUUUAUGUCCUCUUAGCCGACGCCGUCGACUUCCGCACGCACUCAUGGGAGCACAAGUACCUGCGGGUGAACCAGCACGGGACGGUCCAAGUCUAUGACGACAAGGACGAUCUCAACUUCAGGGAACUCUUCAAUCUCCAGGAAAUCUCAUCAGCAGAGGAGAUAGUGCUCGACGAGCAGCCCUCGAACUUUCUCAGCUGCAGGGUCGUCACGUCCAAGGACACCGUCAUGCUCGCUGCCACCAAGUUCGAGGACUUUGACAAGUGGGUCAGAGCCUUCCGCAUGUUCGUCAAAUAUGAAAGUCCGCGGACUAGUCCCACCCCGAUCUCCUCCCCCAAGGAAGGCUCAUCGCCUCGAUUGAAGGCCAGCUACCGCUCGCAGCUGCUCGAGCUGGAGAGGGCUGAUCGCCUCGACGAUAAGCGGAGGCCGCUGUCGGCUCAGAGCUGGGGGAACUCCCUGCGGAGUUUCAAGUCUGCACAAUCCUCCAGACGCUCUCUUAUAUGAGCUGAUGCAUACAGAGUACUCAAGACUCUCGAGACAACAGUAUACAAGAGUUUGAGUAGCAACUCGUUGUAAAGUACACUAUGAAUGCUCCUGUGUCUUG